Molecule: messenger RNA, 384 nt
Organism: Trametes versicolor FP-101664 SS1
Lineage: Eukaryota; Fungi; Basidiomycota; Agaricomycetes; Polyporales; Polyporaceae
Exons: 2
Coding region: 1-384 (127 amino acids)
Source: RefSeq, a predicted model, not a curated record
AUGCCGCUGCAGCCAACAUUGCCACCUCCCUCUCCAGAUGCACCGUCACCGAGCAUUCUCGUGCCAACACAGCACUCGCAGUCAUUCUUCGCGUUGAUUAAACGUCGCGGGAGGCAGCGGCACAAGAAGCUCGUGAUCAGUGGUCCGACGCUGGAGCUAAAUGAACCCGCAGCGCACCGUACAGCCGAGCGCGAACUGCGUGUGAAGAACAUCAUCAGGUGGUGCGAAAGCUUCGGGCAAAUACAGAAGGUGGACGAGAAGGAAAAUGGAAGUCUGCAUAUCCAUUGGAAGAAACGGCAAGUGGCUGAUACGGUAUGCUGCAUACAUGCGCAAGUGUUCAUCAAGGAAGUCGGUCGGGUCAAUCUGGCGUGGUCCUACAUCUGA